Molecule: messenger RNA, 1350 nt
Organism: Serpula lacrymans var. lacrymans S7.9
Lineage: Eukaryota; Fungi; Basidiomycota; Agaricomycetes; Boletales; Serpulaceae
Exons: 4
Coding region: 26-1027 (333 amino acids)
Biological process (GO): phospholipid biosynthetic process
Molecular function (GO): phosphatidylserine decarboxylase activity
Source: RefSeq, a predicted model, not a curated record
AUCCCUGAUUCUAAUUACUACUACAAUGUCGAUAUUUUCGUUCUUUCAUAGCGUUUAUGCCUGGGUAUGCUACUUCAUAUUCAUGGUUAGGCACCGUUAUGUUGGAUGGCCGACCAUCAAUAGGAAGACAGGGGAGUUCAGCCGCGAGCAGCAGCCCUUGUUUAAAAAGCUCAAGAUGCUCUUCCUCUUCAAUCCUCUGACAGAGUGGAUUGACGAGACAUCUCAAUACCGAAAGUAUCUACAUGACAAAACAGUUCGCUCGCAAGCCAAGGAAGAGGCUCCCAAGUCGAAGGAAGAUAUUCCUGGGUUCAUCCAACGCUAUCACAUUAAUAUGGAUGAUUUCGAGCCUAGCGUUUGGAAAGAGUAUCCCUCUUUUCAGCAGUUCUUCAUUCGUCAUCAUAAGCCUGGCGCUCGGCCAAUUUAUGCAGAAGAUGAUGGUACUAUUGCUGUCGUGCCCUCAGAUUGUCGUGUAACAACUUACAAUACUGUCGCCGAGACGAAAAAACUUUGGAUCAAGGGCCGGGGGUGGUCCAUUUCGAGACUCAUACACGAUUCUGAACUAGCCCAGUCUUGGACAGAUGGAGCCGUCGGAUGUUUCCGCCUGAGUCCUCAAGAUUAUCACAGAUACCAUUGCCCGGUCAGCGGAGUCGUGGAAUGGGACAAGUUCAUUCCCGGCGAUUAUUAUGGCGUUGACCCAUUAGCUGUGACGUCCAGAGUGGAUAUCCUGGCGGAGAACGCUCGACACUGCGUUUGUAUCAAUAGCGAAGAGUUUGGACGGGUCCUUUUCGUAGCUAUCGGAGCAGAAGAUGUGGGGACGGUGAAGAUCAAUGAGAAAUUCACACAGAAGGGCGCCAAAGUCAGGAAAGGGGAUGAAGUGGGCAUUUUUGAGUUUGGAGGGAGUAGUAUUAUUGUUGCUUUUGAACGCGGCAGUAUUCAGUGGGACGGUGACCUGAUCGCCUGGUCAAGGAAGGGCGUUAUGGUGGACGUCGAAGUUGGUAUGCGAAUGGGAAGAGCGGCUAAGGGGUGAGUUUUCGAGUCGUAUGUAUAUUCGCGAUUUUGUUGCUUGCCUAUCAGGAUAUCUAUCAAGCCAUUGAAAUUAUUUUACGACUGUCUUCAAUGUUGCUCAUUGGCGAUGUAAACGACUCCACACCAUAUUCUCACUCGCACACUUGAACGUGAAUCGUUAUGAUGCUAACUUACUAUUGUUGGGCAAAGACGCUUGGAUAAAGCAUGACCAAUCGAUCACUCUCUUGGAGGUUAUCCAAUAUCUAUGCUCUUGUAGCUUCGCUGAAACAUGUAAACGGUUUCCUUAGUUCUGUUUUCAUUGCUAAUUUUGAGCUGGGCAAAGAA